This is a messenger RNA of Necator americanus (New World hookworm), 2478 nucleotides long. RefSeq lists its product as uncharacterized. Gene Ontology annotation, biological process: peptidyl-arginine N-methylation; regulation of DNA-templated transcription. Lineage: Eukaryota; Metazoa; Nematoda; Chromadorea; Rhabditida; Ancylostomatidae. The transcript has 21 exons. Gene Ontology annotation, cellular component: nucleus; cytosol. The record is from RefSeq and is a predicted model, not a curated record. Bases 1 to 2478 code for a protein of 825 amino acids.
AUGACAAGCCCCGUGAAGAAGUCGAAAAAGAAAUCUGAUGCUGGAGAUGCUGACUUUGAUUGCAGUGCUUUGAUUCCUGGAGGCCUCGAUAACGACGUUCAGGAGAAGAUUGAGGGGGAGGGGUUGCGGGAUUACUUAUUUAGCGGAGGACCUAACGUGUUGAGCCAAUACAGUUCGUACGACGCUUACGUGGAUAUGCAACGACACUGGUUGACUAAGUUCCUUUCUGGCGCACCUAUGACGGACAACCUCCGCAAAGAAUCGCUAGUGUUGUUUGUAAAAGCUAUGAUAGCAGACUGUCAGUACCAGAAAAAGAUAAGAGAAAUUUUUGGGGAUAUCUCUACUUCAUCUACAAAUAACACGCUCUCGAACGAAAAAGGAACUUCUUCAAAAACCGAGUCACUGUUAGAGUGUACUGCCGAAGAUCGCCAACGGAUUAAUGUCGGCUGGUUUGCUGGCCCUUCAGAUGUAAAAGAGGAAUACGAUCAUAAGAUCGCCGUAUACAGUCAGCGUUUGGGAUGCCAAUUGUACAAUUUUAUUAGCUACCCUGUUGGAGGUGCUAAACGUGGAUUCUGGGAACCAAGCUGUAGUUCCUACUCACCCCCUCCCAUUGAUCUCCCUGACGUCCAACUACAGAACCAUUUGUGGGAAACGUAUGUAAAUGGGCAAAUUUCUUCGUGGAUAGAUUGUGAUUCUGAAGACGAACAGUUGGCUUCACUGUCCGAGAAUGAACUGGUCAAGGAACUGAGUUACUUGGCUUACAUGGGCCUACGAAGCACUGUAAUCCGCCUGAAACAUGCCCACUCUCCACGCUUAGCACGAAUUUUGAAUCAAUGGCUAUGGACAAAGAAUGUUAAUCUUUGUAUUUGGAUAAUGAUCCCUACAUCAGCACAAGACUUGUUACGGUGCCCUGAGGACGUCCGUGAUUGUUGGACAGUUUGGGCUGACUUUCGGAAGCUGUGCUCCAAUUUUUCUAGCCAGAAACUCAUAGCUGGCCUUCACGUAACACCUGAUAUCGAUGAAGAAUUUGUUGACCAGAAGCUCAUAGCUCGAUGGAAGGCUGAACCUCUGGCAACAUUUUGUGUGGACGCCGAUGCGUUUGUUUCUGAUGUGAACUCCCAACUUUGUCUUCCUCCAGCACAUGCCAAACUGCUCGGCGAAUUGUGGAUGUCAGAUAAUGGGAGGCUCAUGGUGCGAGGGUCUAGUGAUAUAGAAACUUCACCAUCUCUGCAAUUCCAGUGUGCGCAGGCGCUCCGAGGUGUUGUGAAAGAUUUGCAUAGACAUCCGCAUGGACUUUCUUCUUCUGGAUUUCUUUUGGAUGCAAAUAUAAAUUAUGUCGAUGUUUUACAAGUUCCGCUGCAGCCACUUGCUGAUAACUUAGAUUCGAGUGUGUACAAUACGUUCGAACAAGAUCCAGUGAAAUAUCGACGGUAUCAGGAAGCUGUCGAAUGUGCAAUACGAGAUUUUGGUGAAUCUGCAUCAAGGCCUGAAGAACUUGUGCUUUACGUCCUGGGUGCUGGACGAGGACCACUUGUAACUUGUUCAAUAGAAGCGGAACGCAAUUACAAUGAGCGUUUCCGAUGUAAAAGAGACCGAUUACGUCUGAAAGUGUUCGUCGUAGAGAAGAACAUGAAUGCUAUCGUCACUUUGCGGUACAUGAACUCCAAGGUAUGGCGGAAUCGCUGUGUAAUUAUUGGGUCGGAUAUGCGCGACGUGCCUGACGUAGCUGAAAAGAAUGGUUAUCCACAGCCAGACAUCAUCGUGUCGGAGCUUCUCGGGUCAUUUGGUGACAAUGAACUCAGUCCUGAAUGUUUAGACGGAGUAACGUCUUUGCUGAAGCCAACCACUAUUAGUAUCCCACAGACAUACACUAGCUACAUUGCACCAAUAAUGUCGCUCCACAUGCAUCAACAAAUUCGGUUGUGUGGAGCGAGCUACUGGAAUCGCGGAAUCCCUGGUCAUGGACGUAAUGGACCCACCCUGCAGCCGGACGGGAGCUAUCGUCAGAUAUAUCCGCAAGGCGAAUACGCAGCAAAUAUGGAUCAAAUUUACGUUGCAUACCUGCGGCAGUACUGUGCUUUGGCAGAACCGAAGGCAGUUUUCACUUUUUCGCAUCCAAACUUUGCGGAUGAGUCGAAUGAACGAAGUGCUGCCGUUGCCUUUGCUAUCGAUCGACCAGCAGAUUUAAUGGGAUUUGCUGGUUAUUUCCACAUGAAUCUUUAUAAGGAUGUAACGCUGUCAAUAGUUCCAUCAACAUAUUCGGAAGGGAUGAUUAGUUGGUUCCCCGCGCUCAUUCCGUUGAGGGAGCUUUAUAGAGUGCAGCCUGGAGAGAGGGUUGCUCUCAACAUUGACAGAAGAGUAGAUGAUGGUGGCGUAUGGUACGAAUGGUUCUUGCACCAUACGGACGUCAACGGUGAGGAACACGCAACACCAAUUCAAAACAGGAAUGGCGAAAGCUACUACAUGAAGCUUCGUUAG